CCGCCGAUCGUCCAUCCCCCGGUAACGACGAUCCUCACCACUGAAGCAUCUAAGAACUCUAUUCUUCAAUCUGCACAUCGUUUGAAGCUGAGGCUUAAGGUGUAUAUCGCAGCAAAGGUUUGAGAUAUGGACGAGACGAUGAAACAAUUCCAGCAAAGUCUAGUUGAGCUUGAAACUGAAGCAGAGAGACUGCUUUUAGCUCGAAAUCAGCUUGUGGAAAAUGACAAAAUGCGGAAUGGAAAUAGGGAAGCACUCACGGCAUUAAGAAAGAAGGCUCGCACUACAAAAACUAGUGUUCCAUCUCCUUUUGAGUCGCUUAUGAAGGAUAUUGGUGGCUCAGGAUCAAGGUCCUUGGUGCAUGAGGUGUGUUCAACAUGUGGUAAUCACGACUCGAAUGAGCCCACGUGGAUGAUGUUCCCUGGAACUGAUAUUUUUGCAAGCAUCCCAUUUCACGCAGCACAUUCUAUUUUGGAAGAAGAACAAUCCCAGCUGGAUUUUGAGGCAAAGAGAUUGCAGAGCUAUGUAAAGGAGAAGUCCAUUGUCAUUUCAGAUAAAGGUGCACUUGCUGAUAAGAUCAGUCCUGGUGUGCUUAGAUCUCUGGUGACCUUAACAGACAAACAAAAACUGUAUGCUUCUUCAAAUCAUUACGCACCUCUUUGAUAAAUAGUAUCCCAAGAGCUGUUGCUGCCACAAAAUCCGUAGCGGAACAUUCUUAAUCAUUCUCUUUGUGAAAAGCCUAGCGUAACAGCAAGGAAGCUUUUGAUGGAAGACUCUGAUCAUAAGCAUGGAAGCGACUGCUGGGAUUGCAUUUCCUGAAGAUGUUUUUCUGCUUUGGCAUUUUCUUUUUGGAUGGCUGCUUCCAAAUGAUGAGUCGGUGGAGCUUAUAAAACUGGUUAAGGUAUGCCCGUGAAGAACAUAUUUGAAGACUGAAGGCUAGGAUGAGAGUUGAGUAGGCUUAGAUCUGAGGGUUUAACAUUGUCGACUCUGUUAAUUGUCAUGUAAUCUCAAUGACAGGACGAAAACGUGAGAAUUUAGAUUGCAACGGCUUAUCUUUUUAGGAAGAAAGUGCGUAUGCUCUU
Messenger RNA from Rhodamnia argentea, 1079 nucleotides. RefSeq lists its product as uncharacterized. Lineage: Eukaryota; Viridiplantae; Streptophyta; Magnoliopsida; Myrtales; Myrtaceae. The record is from RefSeq and is a predicted model, not a curated record. The coding region runs from base 127 to 660 and encodes 177 amino acids. The transcript is spliced from 7 exons.